CACUACUUCUCACACCCUCUUGAGAAAUAAUAAUAUACAAAGCCUUAUCCACUAGAAUCCAAUACUACUUCUUUUCUCUUCUACUGUUGUAGUUUUUCUUUUUGUGUGUGUGGGAUUUUCUUUUUUUGUCAAUAAUGGCUUCAAACCUAGAUCAACCAUGGCUUUUAGAAAACGGCAACCCAAAGGGGCUGAGCAAGGAGAUGCGACACGGCAGGACGGCCCACAACAUGUCGUCGUCGUCUCUACGAAAGAAGUCCGACCUCAAGCUCGUCUCCAAGGUCCCUUGUGGCCUCCUAAGGAAGAUCUUGGCUAACCUUCAAGAGGUCAUUUUAGGGACCAAACUUUCCAUUCUUUUUCCAGCCAUCCCUCUGGCCAUUGCUGCUGAGUGUUAUGGCUUUGGAAGACCUUGGGUUUUCGCUCUGAGUAUGCUUGGACUUACUCCUCUAGCUGAACGUGUCAGCUUCCUCACUGAGCAAAUUGCUUACUACACCGGACCCACGGUGGGAGGGCUUCUAAAUGCGACAUGUGGCAAUGCGACGGAGCUGAUAAUAGCAAUAUUUGCUCUUUCAGAGGGCAAAAUAGACGUGGUGAAGUACUCUCUCUUGGGUUCUAUACUCUCAAACCUACUUCUGGUCCUGGGCACCUCUCUACUCUGUGGUGGCAUUGCCAACCUCGGAAGGGAACAAAAAUAUGACAGAAGACAAGCUGACGUAAAUUCGCUGCUUCUAUUGUUGGCGCUGUUGUGCCACUUGCUGCCGAUGCUAUUCUGCUACGCAGGGGCCUCUUCCGGUGUGUCGACGGUGGAUGCGACGCUUCAACUUUCACGAGCCAGCAGCAUUGUCAUGUUGCUUGCCUAUGCUGCGUACCUUGUAUUCCAAUUGUGGACACAUCGCCAGUUAUUUGAAGCAGAAGAGGAUUCAGGAGAAGGCGGUGAUGGAUCAGAAGAAGCUGUGAUUGGAUUUUGGAGUGGAUUUGCCUGGCUUGUUGGAAUGACCCUUGUCAUAGCCUUGUUGUCCGAGUAUGUUGUGGAAACAAUUGAGGAUGCCUCUGAUUCCUGGGGGUUGUCAAUUAGCUUCCUAAGCAUAAUCUUGCUGCCGAUUGUUGGAAACGCAGCUGAACACGCUGGAGCAAUCAUAUUUGCUUUCAAGAAUAAGUUGGACAUUACAUUAGGCGUUGCUUUGGGUUCUGCAAGUCAAAUUGCCAUGUUUGUGGUUCCAUUGUGCGUGGUUGUUUCCUGGAUAAUGGGAAACAACAUGGAUCUCAACUUCAAUCUCCUCGAAACCAGCUCUCUUGCUUUGGCCAUAAUCGCCACUGCUUUCACUCUUCAGGAUGGAACUUCUCACUACAUGAAGGGAUUGGUUCUUUUGCUAUGCUACAUUGUCAUUGGGGCCUGCUUUUUCGUAUCCAAAACCCCACUUCACCCUGGAAACAAUGUUAACUUGGCAACAGUACCCAAAGCGACCGAAGUGCUCUUCAGAUCGGCUUAAGAACUUUCGGCCCUUUCUGGGUCGUCAAUAUUGCUGGUUGAGUGAGGAAAGGCUUCAAUGAAGUUGAUCAGCAGACAGAGAGAGAAUUGGGAUGCAUUUGUUAUUCUUUCAUAUUUUGAUUGGCCUCGGUUCGAUCGGUCGCCUGCCGGGAAGCAACGCUUUUUUUCGGUUUUGCUUAACUGUGAUGAUCGUCGAUUAUGUGCUUUCAAAUUUGGGAGAGAGGGAUUGGGAUACCAAGGUGAAACUUGAUGAAAAAUUUAAAUUGAACAUCUCAAUAUGUGUACACAUGCGUGAUCUCUCAGAGUGGACUUUUAUUUCAUAUC
This is a messenger RNA of Morus notabilis, 1810 nucleotides long. RefSeq names its product vacuolar cation/proton exchanger 3. Gene Ontology annotation, biological process: calcium ion transmembrane transport; intracellular calcium ion homeostasis. Gene Ontology annotation, cellular component: plant-type vacuole membrane. Lineage: Eukaryota; Viridiplantae; Streptophyta; Magnoliopsida; Rosales; Moraceae. The coding region runs from base 135 to 1487 and encodes 450 amino acids. The transcript has 12 exons. The record is from RefSeq and is a predicted model, not a curated record. Gene Ontology annotation, molecular function: calcium:proton antiporter activity.